CCUCCUGUCUCGAGUCCCUCGACUACUCGCAGCUCCCGAACGGCAAAACCCUAGCUGCGGCCAAUCAGCCAUGGAGGCGAGGGCGUCGCCGCCUCCGUCGGUCGGCUUCGGAGGGGGGCGGGGGGACGGUGGCGCGCUGUCGUUCCUCUCCAAGGGGUGGCGCGAGGUGCGGGACUCCGCCACCGCCGACCUGCGCCUCAUGCGCGCGCGCGCCGAUUCCCUCCGCACGCUCGCGGACCGCGAGCUCGAGCAACUCCUCGCCUCCGCCUCCACCGCGCUCGCCGCGCCGCCGCCGGUCGCCGCGGGUGCGCCCAUCGCCGAGCUAGAGUUCGUGCGCAACCGGAUCCAGCCCAAGAUCUCCGAGCUGAGGCGCCAGUACGCGGCGCGGGAGCGGGAGCUUGGACGCAGGGUGCUCGAGGGAUGGGCGCCGCGAGGGGGCCCCGCGCGCGCCCGCGUCGACCUAUCCGGGAUCACCGCCAUCCGCAACGCCAUCGUCUCCGAGGUGGACGGCGGCGAGCGGUGGAGGCGCGCGGUGUGGAAAGGGGAGGCGGAAACGGAGAAGGAGUGGGAGGUGAUGAGGAUGAUACGCAGCAGCCUCAAGGAGCUCGAGCGCCGGAGCCAGACCAGCGAGAUUUUCGGGGGGUUGCGAAGCCCUGGCGAGUUCGUUGAGAAAUUCAAGUCGAGCCUGAAAUCAUUUAAUGUGGAACAUCAUGGAUCCAAGGAAGUUCCUCCACUUGAUCUAACUGAAGUACUGGCAAAUCUAGUAAGACAGUCUGAACCAUUUUUGGACCAGCUUGGCGUACGAAGAGAUCUAUGUGACAGAGUAGUGGAGACAUUGUGUAGGAAACAAAACCAUUACCUUUCAGAAGACACAUCCUUGCUUGUAAAUGAUAACUCAUCAGAUGAACUUGAUUUAAGAAUCGCCAAUGUGCUUGAAAGUACUGGUUAUCAUGCUGAUGGCUUCUGGAGUGAACCUGCAAAGUAUGAGGUCUCAGACAAUAAAAGGCAUGUGGCUAUUGUCACCACAGCAAGCCUACCAUGGAUGACAGGAACAGCAGUUAAUCCAUUGUUCCGUGCAGCAUAUCUGUCUAAAGGUACUAAACAAGAUGUGACACUGGUAGUGCCUUGGCUCUGCAAGUCAGACCAGGAACUGGUGUACCCAAAUAGCAUGACCUUCAAUUCGCCAGAAGAGCAGGAAACUUAUAUAAGGAACUGGCUGGAGGAAAGACUUGGUUUUGAAUCAAACUUCAAGAUAUCCUUCUAUCCUGGCAAGUUCUCAAAAGAGCGACGUAGCAUCAUUCCUGCUGGUGAUACGUCUCACUUCAUAUCGUCCAGAGAAGCUGAUAUAGCAAUACUGGAAGAACCAGAGCAUCUCAACUGGUAUCAUCAUGGGAACCGCUGGACCGACAAGUUCAACCAUGUCAUUGGUGUAGUUCAUACAAAUUACCUGGAAUAUAUCAAGCGGGAGAAGAAUGGAGCUCUUCAAGCUUUUCUAGUUAAACAUAUCAACAAUUGGGUGACCAGAGCAUACUGUGACAAGGUCUUACGUCUUUCUGCGGCAACUCAAGAUUUACCAAAGUCUAUCAUUUGCAAUGUUCAUGGCGUAAACCCAAAGUUCCUGAAGAUUGGAGAGAAAAUAACUGCUGAUGGGGAGAGUGGGCAGCCAUCAUUCUCCAAGGGAGCAUAUUUUCUUGGAAAGAUGGUUUGGGCCAAAGGUUAUAAGGAACUGAUAGAUUUGAUGGCCAAACAUAAAAACGACUUGGAAGGAUUCAAGUUAGAUGUAUAUGGAAGUGGUGAGGACUCGGAAGAAGUCCAGUCUACUGCCAGGAAGCUUGAUUUGAGUCUCAAUUUUUACAAGGGAAGGGAUCAUGCAGAUAAUUCACUCCAUGGGUACAAGGUUUUCAUAAAUCCAAGCAUUAGUGAUGUCCUGUGUACAGCAACAGCAGAGGCUCUUGCAAUGGGGAAAUUCGUCAUCUGUGCAGAACAUCCAUCAAACGAAUUUUUCAUGUCGUUUCCGAACUGCUUGACAUACAAAACAUCAGAGGAAUUUGUCACGAGAGUGAAAGAGGCAAUGGCUAGAGAACCCCAGCCUCUAACCUCUGAACAAAGAUACAACCUAUCAUGGGAGGCAGCAACGGAGAGAUUCAUGGAGUACUCAGACCUUGACAAGGUUCUGAACGAUAAGGUAGCUGAGCGUGGACAGGGUGGAAACAGAAACAAAACGAGAAGAAACAUACAGCCUACUUUGACAGACAUCAUGGACGGUGGAUUGGCAUUUGCUCAUCGAUGCCUUACCAGUAGCGAAGUCCUCAGGUUGGCGACGGGAGCCAUUCCUGGUACACGCGGCUAUGACAUGCAGCAUUGUGUGGAUAUGGGUCUUUUGCCUCCUCAAGCACAACACCCUGUAUAUGGUUGGUGAUGAUGGAUGGGUACCCUAAGUUAUUCUAGGUAUAUAUGUACAUAAUACACCAUGUAGCUCAUGCUGUCUAAUAUUUUAGAGUGUUGUAAUUGUAGCGUCCAUGAGGAACUCUGGCGGUCUGGCCAUUGUUUUAUACUCUGUAUUGAAUUACUGGAACUUAGUAUGACCUGCCCUUUUCAUGGACAUCAGAAGUUCAGAACAUCAAUGCAAUGCGAUAGAGUUCAGUA
Molecule: messenger RNA, 2646 nt
Organism: Phragmites australis (common reed)
Lineage: Eukaryota; Viridiplantae; Streptophyta; Magnoliopsida; Poales; Poaceae
Product: digalactosyldiacylglycerol synthase 1, chloroplastic-like
Exons: 7
Coding region: 71-2419 (782 amino acids)
Biological process (GO): galactolipid biosynthetic process
Cellular component (GO): chloroplast outer membrane
Molecular function (GO): digalactosyldiacylglycerol synthase activity
Source: RefSeq, a predicted model, not a curated record